AAAAAAACUCACAAGGCAGCCUCUCUCUCUUCAGCACCAACUAUAAAUCCAUAAUAUUAAAUUAAUUAAACCUUAAUCCUCUCUUAACCCGCCCCUUAAUCUCCUCUUAAACCUACCUUCCUUUUUCUUUAACUGAUGAGAGAUGAGGCAGCAGAGUGAAUGAGAACACGAGCACGACAUUGUCUGAUUCGGUGUUACAAGGAAGGCAACAACAGCAAAUGAUGCAGCAGAAACUUGAGGUUUAUAAUGAGAUUCUUCGUCGACUUCAAGAAUCUAAUUACGAAGAAGCUAAUCUACCUGGUUUUGAUGAUCAACUCUGGACUCACUUCAGUAGCCUCCCUACCAGAUAUGCGUUAGAUGUGAAUGUGGAGAGAGCAGAAGAUGUGUUAACGCAUAAGAGAUUGCUGCGUUUGGCUCACGAUCCUGCUAAUCGACCGGCGAUUGAAAUUCGCCUUGUUCAGGUGUUUUUAGGUUUUGAAGGAUACAUGCAUGAAAUUACCUUUUCAACUGAUGACAAGCCAAAACUCCUGAGUCAGCUGACUUCCUUAGUUGCUGACAUUGGGUUGAACAUCCAAGAAGCGCACGCAUUUUCGACAGUUGAUGGCUACUCCUUAGAUGUAUUUGUUGUUGAUGGUUGGCCAUAUGAGGAAACGGAGCAGCUCAGAGAUGCGUUGGCAAAGGAAGUUUCCAAGAUUGAGGAUCGCGAGCAAUUUAGGAUCAAAUACGAUACUAAUCAUGUUGCAAUACCCAAUGACGGGACUGAUGUGUGGGAAAUUGAUCCUAAAUAUUUGAAGUUUGAGAACAAAGUUGCCUCUGGAUCCUAUGGUGAUCUGUACAAAGGUACAUACUGUAGUCAGGAAGUGGCUAUCAAAAUUCUCAAGCCUGAGCGAUUAAAUUCAGACUUGCAGAAAGAAUUCGCCCAAGAAGUUUACAUAAUGAGGAAAGUUCGACAUAAGAAUGUCGUACAAUUUAUCGGUGCAUGCACCAAGCCUCCAAGUUUGUGCAUUGUAACAGAAUUCAUGCACGGAGGAAGUGUCUAUGACUACCUACACAAGCAGGGGGGUGUUUUUAAGCUGCCAAAUUUACUUAAAGUAGCAAUAGAUGUUUCUAAAGGAAUGGAUUACUUGCACCAAAAUAAUAUAAUUCAUAGGGAUUUGAAGGCUGCAAAUCUUCUCUUGGAUGAAAAUGAAGUAGUCAAGGUUGCUGAUUUUGGUGUUGCCAGAGUGAAAGCUCAGACUGGAAUCAUGACUGCGGAAACUGGGACCUAUAGAUGGAUGGCUCCCGAGGUCAUUGAGCACAAGCCGUAUGACCAUAAGGCUGACGUAUUUAGUUUUGGGAUCGUGUUAUGGGAGUUGUUAACUGGAAAGAUUCCAUAUGAAUACUUAACCCCUUUACAAGCAGCUGUUGGAGUGGUUCAAAAGGGUCUACGGCCUACCAUACCCAAGAAUACUCAACCAAAGCUUGCCGAACUGCUAGAAAAAUGCUGGCAACAGGAUCCAGCUCUAAGGCCUGACUUCUCAGAGAUUAUUGAGAUCCUGCAACAAAUAGCAAAAGAGCAGUUUGGGGAUUCUGGUGAAUUGCGCAAGGAGAAAUCGUCUGGCCGAUUUCUAUCUGUGCUCAGGAGGAAGUAAAGGGAAGUCUUGCGGAUGCUCAUAACCUGAACAACCAGCUAAUCGAACCAACCCUUUUCCAUCCUUCUCAUUACCAUUACUGUACACUAUUUUUAUUUGUCAUGCCGAUCAUCAUCAAGCCAUUAAUUUACACACACACACACACACCCCCUUAGUUCAUUUUUGGACCAGUCGCUCCCAAAUUAUCCUACCUCUAUAUUUAAGUUGUGGAGAGUUGCAAUCUUUUGGCGCGCCUUUUAAAUGAGAUAUCAAUGUCUGCGUGACAAUCAUGUAACUCUAGCAGCUCCUCGUUUCAAAAACUUGGGGGAAAAGAAAAGAAAAUGUGGAGGAGAAAAAUGUGGUUUUGUUUGUAAAAUAGACUUUUAAUCUCCGGGAGCUGUAGCCCGGAACGUGUUAUAUUGAUAGAGCCUAUUUCUGCUUUUA
This is a messenger RNA of Populus nigra (black poplar), 2054 nucleotides long. Its product is annotated as serine/threonine-protein kinase STY46-like. The transcript is spliced from 15 exons. Lineage: Eukaryota; Viridiplantae; Streptophyta; Magnoliopsida; Malpighiales; Salicaceae. Gene Ontology annotation, molecular function: protein kinase activity; ATP binding. The coding region runs from base 219 to 1631 and encodes 470 amino acids. The record is from RefSeq and is a predicted model, not a curated record. Gene Ontology annotation, biological process: protein phosphorylation.